AUGGGCACUGUUCUGCUGAUCCAGCCCUUGUACUGCUCUUGGAAUCCGUUGGCGGACAUUCUCGAACCCAUCCUGGACUCGGUCGUGCGGAUAACCGUCGAGAUAGAAACGAACAGCCUUAUCUUUGGCAAACGUGCCUUCGUCUCAGCGGGCUCGGGCUUCAUCAUCGAUGACAAAGGCACGAUCUUGACCAACGCCCACGUCGUUGGUGAUAUGGCCGAGGACAGCAAGCUUCUCAUCACCACCAACAGCGGGCUUCAGUUCGAUGGCUAUGUGUAUAGCUCGGACGAGCUCAGUGAUCUUGCCAUCGUCAAAGUGAACCCCUCCGAGGCACAGGCGUACCAUCUGCGCGAGCACCGCCAUAUCUGGCGACCGGUGACAUUUGCACCGCCCGAGAAGCGUCAUAGAGUCGGCGACAUUGUUCUGUCUGUGGGAUCGCCCUUUGGCCUCUACAAUACCGUCACGGCAGGAAUCAUAUCAUCGCGGGCACGCAAGUACAAAGAGAUCGGUGGGCGAGACUCAAUGGUCGAAUUCAUCCAAACCGACUGUGUACUGCACUCGGGAUCCUCCGGUGGUCCGCUCAUCAACACCGACGGUGAGGUCAUUGGCAUCAACACCACGCGGGCGGAAAGCGAUGGCAUCAGCUUUGCGAUCCGGGUCGAUAAAGCUCUCGGAAUGAUUGACCAGUUGCUGACGCACGGCAGGAUCAUCCGUCCGUGGCUUGGUCUCAAGAUGGUUUCGCUGACCGAGUCCGUGUGGCAACAACUGCUUUCCCAGCAGUUUGAAGGCGAUGUGGCAGAUCUGCCACCAUCAAAGCGAGGUAUCCUUAUUGCUUCGGUCUUUGAGGGAUCACCGGGGGAUUCUGCUGGAUGCCGGGCAGGAGAUGUCAUCGUGGCGGCCAACCACGAGCCCAUCACAUCAACGUCGCAGCUACUCGGUUUGAUAGGAAGUCGUAUUGGCAUUCCGUAUGAGCUGACAAUAUGGAGAAACCGCGUGCACAAGACCCCAGACUCUGGGAAACAGACCAAAUCGCUAACACACGGCCAAACGCACGACGAACUCAAGGUCUCGAUCACCCCUGAGGAGCUGGAUGUCCAUUCAAGCACCGAACAUCUCAAUUUUCUCCACACAUAAUCAGCCGUGCUGUCUGUUUAGCGGCGCCGCUUUGCUUCCACUGCAUAGGCUACGCCACGGUGAGAUCGUCGCUGUUGUUGUAGCAGAAUGUUAAACCCACUAUGUUGGAAUAGCAUCCGAAUCAUAGACGGCAAGCUCGUAGCUCUCGACACCAGCCCUGUACCUGGCAUACCUGAAAUACAGAUGGAUCACUGGCAGCCACUCGUCUUCAGUGAUGCCUGUUCUUUCGAAAU
This is a messenger RNA of Polychytrium aggregatum, 1367 nucleotides long. Its product is annotated as trypsin-like cysteine/serine peptidase domain-containing protein. Bases 1 to 1134 code for a protein of 377 amino acids. The transcript is spliced from 8 exons. The record is from RefSeq and is a predicted model, not a curated record. Gene Ontology annotation, biological process: positive regulation of apoptotic process; programmed cell death; proteolysis. Gene Ontology annotation, molecular function: serine-type endopeptidase activity; protein binding. Lineage: Eukaryota; Fungi; Chytridiomycota; Chytridiomycetes; Polychytriales.